CGUGAGGGCUUCCAGUAUGACUAUGUCUUCGACUGGUCUGUCCAGCGUGGCGCCCAAGAUGACGGCGCCAGCACCAGUCAGAAGGCCGCUACUGGCAGGCGAAAGGUCGUUCAAGAGGAAGAAGAACACCGUGCAAGCGACAGGAUGUAGGUGCCCGUCACAUUUCUUUCAACUCUUUGCCUCGCCACGGUCCUAACUUUCUUUAUAGGCUUCGUUCUCACACGCGUCAGCAGCAGCAGGCAACUGCUCCUACCACGCAACCCCGUCCUCGUGGUAGGGAUGACGCCUGGUAAUCGCAUUCUGGUUCCUCUUGGUUUGUUUUUGUGUGCAGGGCACGCCCCGAGUGCGACCGAGAAUGGGGGUGGAGGGAAGGUGCAGAGGUAGCUCGGUCGCUGUUGGAUAUGGUGUCAUAGAUGGUCUGUCGCGGUUUUGCAAGUCCGGUUGGGUCAUCUCGCGGGUUACGAGGUCGAAACGUCACGGUGAGGGCACGCCAGGUCAACUUGCGCUGGUUUGCUUUCACAUUUUUCAUUGCGACGUGUUCAAUUCCGACAUCCCGCAUUCAUGCCCUACCUCGCAGUCACUUUGCAUUCCUUGAUCGCUUCGCAUUUCGAAUAUAUCUGCGACUCGUCACACCGUCGAUGAAGAUCACACACUUGCCUCCCAUUAUGUAUUGUACGGACGCUAUUUCUCUUCACGUCGCUUCUGAGCUUCUCUACGUGUACGCAAGGAUGCAAAGAAGACGGCCGCCUACUUCCUUAUUCACCUGAUACGUAUAUUCCCAUUAGCGCCCGUUGGUGGUUCUCAUUUUAUUGAACCCCAUAUUUCCCAACCCACAAUCCUGUUCCAAGCCAUUUGAACUCGCAGAACCUUUUUUUUUCCAUUUCCUUUGCACCGUCACCGUUCAUGAUCAUAGAUUCUCCGCUACGACUACACGGUUGGAUAUCUCUUUUUCAUAUUUCUUCCUCUGGGUUUUCCUAUCAACUUAUCACAUCCCCCAUGCGCCAAUAUUUUGUGUCUUUUUGUCCUUCUGUUCUCCCCUUUACGUAGACUUUGGUAGUUCACUGCCUUGGUUUUGUGGAGGUGCGCGAACGGAAGAGGGCGCCACGAUUGGGUUUUUGGAGUGGAGGAGAAGAGACCUGUGUAAUCAUGACAGAUAUACGAAUAUUUGAAAUUCAUCGAGUUUAUUUGCG
This is a messenger RNA of Suillus subalutaceus, 1190 nucleotides long. RefSeq lists its product as uncharacterized. Bases 414 to 767 code for a protein of 117 amino acids. The record is from RefSeq and is a predicted model, not a curated record. The transcript has a single exon. NCBI's taxonomy places the organism in Eukaryota, Fungi, Basidiomycota, Agaricomycetes, Boletales, Suillaceae.